Messenger RNA from Gastrolobium bilobum, 795 nucleotides. RefSeq lists its product as uncharacterized. The coding region runs from base 1 to 795 and encodes 264 amino acids. The record is from RefSeq and is a predicted model, not a curated record. The transcript has 2 exons. NCBI's taxonomy places the organism in Eukaryota, Viridiplantae, Streptophyta, Magnoliopsida, Fabales, Fabaceae.
AUGAAGAAGGUGGAGAGACCCAGGCCUAUAUUCGACAGAGGGGGUUUGGAUAAGUCCAAAUAUUGUGCUUUCCAUGACGGACCGGGGCAUACUACUGAUCAUUGCUGGGAUCUCCGAGAUGCGGUGGAGAAGUUUGUUCGAGAUGGAAGGCUACGUCAAUACGUGAUAAAACCCAAGGUUCCAGAAACAAUAAAAGGAAAAGUGGAGUUUGAUUGUAAUGUAAUUAGUGGAGCCUUUGGGGGAGGAGGAGAUACUGUAAGUGCUAGAAGAAAAUAUCUGAAAGAGGUACUCUCUAUUCGAGAUCGUCCCAAGUUCAAAGAAGACCCAACCAAGCCAGACCCUCAUAUUUUGUACUUUACCAAAGAGGACAUGCGCGGCGUGUUGCCGGGUCAUGUUGACGGACUGGUCAUUGCAGGGACCCUAGUGAAUUGCAGGGUUCGAAAGAUUUUCGUGGAUGCAGGGAGUUGUGCCGACAUCAUACUCUGGGACGCUUUCAAAAAGAUGAACCUGGAUGAAGAGUACCUCAAACCUUGCAAAAUGACGCUGGUAGCCUUUAAUGGAGAGCAUAGACCUCUUAAAGGCUACAUUGAUCUCAGAUUAACCUUGGGAACAAAGGAUGCAUUCAGAUCAGAACGGGUUAGGUUUAUAGUGGCUGAUUUCCCUUCAGAAUAUAAUAUAAUCAUGGGAAGACCGACCAUACAACAAUGGGUAUGCAAAAUGUCUCACCGGGUUGAUGCUCAACCCGUCGACAUAAGGGGGCAAGGGACAUCCCGCGAGGAAAAAAUUCCCUCAUAA